UACUCCCAGUGAGGUCUAAAGCACUGGAUGAUGGGGUGCUGUGAACUUAUCAUUAAACGCAGCUGUGACCUCACUGAAUGUUUCCCUUUGUGUCUCACAAGAAAAGGGGACAGUCACAGCCUGCUCUCUAAAGACAACUCUCUUCCUUCACACAAAACUACAAGCAUCUAAUUACACACACACCCUUCACUCAAUUAUCAUGGAGACUCCUACACCAGCCUCAUAGAGUCAUCAUCGGGGGAGGGGACAACAAAUGUCCCCAGGUCAGACUGCUCUUCUGGUAUCAACCCUAAGUGUCUUGACACCGCUCAACUUUUUCUUCAUUAACUCCUGCAACAUUUGCAGUCUUGGAUCUAAUUUUCAGUCUGUAAAAACACCAUCUCUCCUCUACUAAACCUCAUUUUCUUUUCCUCACUGAAACACAGGUGUCUAAGGCAACUGACAUUAGCCCCAUUUUUGUUCUCUCCUACUUUCUCCAUCCUCAUUUUCAAUCCAAAGCUGGAUGUUGCAUUUAUGUGCACAACAACUUAACCUGCUCUCUUGCCCACGCUCUUGAAUCUUCCGAGUUUUCCACCAUCUGGCUACGAUUACAGUCACUCUCAAACUAAAUGUAUCUGUGCUGUAUACCUCUCACCUAACUCCUCUGACUUUAAAAAAUUCUUUGACUUCUUAACUUUCAAAGUGGAGCACAUUCUGACCCUCUUCCCUUUUGCAGAGGUCUCCAUUCUUGGAGACUUCAAUGUUCACCAUCAGCUUUGGCUUUCCUGUCCCUUCACUGACCAUCCUGGUGAACUAGCCUUCAACUUUGCUAUCCUCCACAACCUAGAGCAAUUGGUGCAACACCCUACUUGUAUUCCUGACCAUCUUGGAGAUAUGCCCAACAUUAUUAACCUUUUCAUAACCUCUAAUCCUUCUGCUUAUGCUGCCACCCUCUCUUCUCUGUUGGGCUUAUCCAGUCACUAUCUCAUAUCUUUAUCUUGUCCUAUCACUCCAAUCCUUCCUCAGCAUCCCCAUAAGCAGAAGUGCCUCUAGGAUUUUGCCUCUGCUAGCUGUAGGGACCCAAGGAGGUAUUUUGCUGAUUUUCCUUGGAAUAACUACUGCUUCCAUGUCAGAGACCUGUCUGUGUGCAGAGUACGAGUACAUAACAGAGGUAGUAGAGUCUGACAUGGAGGUGUACAUUCCUCACUCUUUAUCUUCCAAAUCUUGGUUUAACACAGCUUGUUCUCAUGCUAUACAUGAUAGAGAGGUGGCCUACAAAAGGUACUUAAGCCUUCCAUCACCAGAAUAUCAUGGGCUUUAUAUUUUUGCCUGGAACCAUGCCAAGUCUGUUCUCCAACUAGCCAAAAACUCCUUCAUUAACGGAAAGUUUCAAAAUCUUUCAAGAUCUAACUCCCCUUGUAACUUCUGGCACCAAGCCAAAAACAUCUCCAAUAACUUUGCUUCUCCUUCUUUUCCUCCUUUAUAUCAACCAGAUGGUACCACUGCUAUCACAUCUAUCUCUAAACCUGAACUCUUCGCUCAAACCUUUGCUAAAAACUCUACCUUGGACAAUUCAGGGCUUGUUCCUCCCUUGCCUCCACCCUCUGACUACUUCAUGCUACCUAUUAAAAUUCUUCACAGUCAUGUUUUCAUGCCCUCCCUGGCCUAAACCCUCGGAAGGCUUAUGGACCUGAUGGGGUUCCUCAUAUUGUUCUCCAAAAUUGUGCCUCUGUGCUUGCACCUUGCCUAGUCAAACUCUUUCAACUCUGUCAGCAUCUACCAUUCCUUCUUGCUGGAAGUUUGCCUACAUUCAGCCUGUUCCUAAAAAGGGUGACUUCAAAUCCCUCAAACUGCCAUCCUAUUGUUUUAAUUUCCUGCCUAUCUAAAGUUUUUUAAUCAAUCAUCAACAGGAAGAUUCUUAAACAUCUUUCACUUCACAACCUUCUAUCUGAUCGCCAGUAUGGGUUCCAUCAAGGCCACUCUACUGGUGAUCUUUUGGCUUUCCUUACUGAGUCUUAGUCAUCCUCUUAUAAAGAUUUUGGUGAGACUUCUGCUGUUGCUUUGGACAUAUUAAAAGUUUUUGAUAGAGUUUGGCACAAAGCUUUGAUUUCCAAACUACUCUUCUGCGCCUUCUAUCCUUUUCUCUGUAACUUCAUCUUAAGUUUCCAUUUUGACCGUUCUAUUGCUGCUGUGGUAGAUGAUCACUAUUCUUCCUUUAAACCUAUUAACUGUGGUGUUCCUCAGGGUUCUGUCCUAUCACCCACUCUCUUCUUAUUAUUCUCCAGUGACCUAAACCAAACUUCUUGUCUUAUCCACUCCUACACUGAUAAUACCACCCUGCACUUUUCUACGUCUUUUGUAGAAGUCCAACCCUUCAGGAAGUAAAGAGUUCAUGCAGGGAAGCCACAGAAGACCUGACUUUUGAUCUCUCUAAAAUUUCUGAUUGGGGCAGAGCAAACUUAGUAUUAUUCAAUGCCUCAAAAACUCAAUUCCUCCACCUAUCAACUUGACACAACCUUCCAGAUAACUAUCCCAUCUUCAGUGACACUUAACUGUCCCCCUUUCUACACUGAACAUCCUUGGUCUGUCCUUUUCUUAUAAUCUAAACUGGAAACUUCACAACACAUCCCUAGCUAAAACAGCUCUUAUGAAAUUAGAUGUUCUGAGACAUCUUCACCAGUUUUUCUCAUCCCCCCUGCCAACUGCUAACUCUGUACAGGGGCCUUAUCUGUCCAUGUAUGCUUCACAUGUCUGGGGGGGUUCCACUUGUACUGCUCAUCUAGACAUUAUGGAAUCAAAAGCUUUUUGUCUCAUCAGCUCCUCUCCACUAACUGACUGUCUUCAGCCGGUUUCUCAUCACUGCAGUGUUGCAUCUCUUGCUAUCAUCUACUGCUGUUUUCAUGCUAACUGCUCUUCUGAUCUUGCUAACUGCAUGCCUCCCCUCCUCUGACGGCCUCGCUGCACAAGACUUUCUUCUUUCUUUCACCCCCUAUUAUGUUCACCUCUCUAAUGCAAGAGUUAACCAGUAUUCUCAAUCAUUCAUUCCUUUCUCUGGUAAACUCUGGAACUCCCUGCCUGCUUCUGUCUUUCCAUCUUCCUAUGACUUGAAUUCCUUCAAGAGGGAGGUUUCAAGACACUUAUCCUUCAAUUUUUGACUGCUGCUUUGGACCCUUUUAUGGGACUGGCAUCUCAGUGGGUCUUUUUAUUUUUUGGGGGGGAGGGGAGGGUUGUUGCCCUUGGCCAGUGUCCCUCCUACUUGAAAAAAUAAAUAUCUUCUCAACACAAAUACUGACAACAGCCCCUGUGUCAGGCUGUAUGUACCAGAUGAGGCCGUGUCAAUGCUCACCUUUGAGAACGUCAUAUUUGAGGCGCCAGACGUGAGACAGCAACUCAUAGCCAAGGUUGCUGUCGUCUCCGCUAGCUGGACUGGUGGUGUAUCCCUCACAUCUGGUCAUCAAGGAGUACCCCAUGGUCAAGUCCUUGCACACCGAUCUGUUCUGAUGGAAGCAGUUGGAGGGUGUGGAGGAUGUGGAUGGCCAAGGAAAUCCAUCUCAAAUACCCAGAGAUCCUCCAUGCCGCUCACCCCUUCUUCCUCUCCCUCAAGUUUGUGGGUGCUGGUGGCUCUCUCCUGGAUGGAGCAGUUUUCGUGGAUCUAUUUACCCAAGAACAACUUGUCAACAAUUCCUGUAGAUGUCGUCAUCAGUGAGGUCAGUGUUAGAUACCAACUUGCUGCUCAGGUGUCUGUUGUACCUGCUGGUUGGCAUCUCCACUUUGUCUCUCCUGGUGCUGACAGAUUAGCAGCAGGAGUGGGAACUGCAGUGGCUGUAACUCAUAUGACUUCACUGGUACCAAUCCAGACCACCUGGCUUCCCCAGGGACAGGCUUGUGUCACCCUGACCUUACCUCUACCUAUACAUCUACCACUGCACUACAUUUGGAAUCUGGUUGAGUACAUGUACUCAGACCCAAGCCUGAUGUGCUUGGUGGUGUAUCCUGAAAAUUUGGAGAUCCAGGAGAACUCUGUCACCAAGAACAUGCAAAUGAAUGUCAUUGGGUGGCUGAUGGCAGCUCCUCAAGUGAACCCAGAGAUCACUGGGCUAAAGUACAGCAAGAUGAGUGCCUUGGAGAAGCUGUGCCUUGAGUUGAAGGCUUGCAGUCACCAUCAGAAAAGAGCAAAGCUACAACAAGUCAUCCAAGUACUUUGUCAAGAAGGUUUAUGUUGAAGGCAACCUCCUGCACUGCUCUCAGGAGAACAGUGGGACUCAUGACCGCCUCCAAGACCCACAGAGGAUUGGAAGGCAUAAAUUCAAUCUUGGAUAACUAUUGACAUUUAAAACUGGUGACUCCACUUGUCAGAUUGUAGGUGGGAAAGUUUUAGGGUUGAUUGAUGGGAACAUUGUUGAUCUAAAUUCUUUUUUGGUAAAGUACUGUAAAUCACUUGCAUGUGAAGUUUCAAAUGGAUGAAAUAGCAUGAAUGGUUUUGUAGUUGAAUUGUUCUUUGUAGCUGGAAAAAAAAAUUAGGGUCGAUUGAUGGGAAAACUAUUGUUCAAAAUCCUUUUAUUGUAAACUAGAUCAUGUACAUAGUUGUGAAAUUUUUUUGGAAAUGAAAUAGCAUGAAUGAUGAUGAUGUUGUUUGUGUUGUACUAUGGGUAAACCAUUGGAAAAAAUGUAGUAGUUAUGAACAAAAUUGGAUUAACUAAACAUCACUGAGGUUGUAGUUGUGAAAUUUUGGUGUAAAUUAAUGUAAACAAUGAAAUACUUUAAUAAUCAUUAAAGUUUUAAUCUUAUAUUAGGAGUCAUUGGAAAUUAGCUAAAAUAAACACCCUUAUAUUAUCUUAACCCUAUAAUGACUAACCAACUUUCCUCUCAAAUCAUAGCAUAGUUUUAACACAAGUAAACAGUGCACAGCUUUGCCAAAUGUUGUCAUAAAUCUGUGUUGGAAAUAUAGUCUUCAUCAAGCAUUA
Scylla paramamosain (green mud crab) is the source of this 4943-nucleotide messenger RNA. RefSeq lists its product as uncharacterized. NCBI's taxonomy places the organism in Eukaryota, Metazoa, Arthropoda, Malacostraca, Decapoda, Portunidae. Bases 3318 to 4202 code for a protein of 294 amino acids. The record is from RefSeq and is a predicted model, not a curated record. The transcript is spliced from 7 exons.